Molecule: messenger RNA, 669 nt
Organism: Phanerochaete carnosa HHB-10118-sp
Lineage: Eukaryota; Fungi; Basidiomycota; Agaricomycetes; Polyporales; Phanerochaetaceae
Exons: 4
Coding region: 1-669 (222 amino acids)
Source: RefSeq, a predicted model, not a curated record
AUGUCACGACUGUCUAUGUUCCAAUCCAGUUUGAGCCGCCAUGCACACUAUCGGUUGCCAAUGAUGAUGCCAAUGCCGACUCCAGAGCUGGCAUUAAAGAAGGCUGGUAUGUCUAUGCAGAGAAUAGAGCUCGUGACUGGUGAGGAGACGAGGGCAAAGGAGGCCACGCUUGAACUUAUCAUUGCAGAAAAUGCCGAGCAUGUGCUCAAGUGCAAUAGUGUGGGCAUCAAGGUCCCAGAAAUAGCCAGUGAACAGAAAUGCAGAGCUAAAUGGGAUAUCUUUGGAGGGCUCCCAGGAAAUGCCAAGCAGGCUCAAAAUCGCAUCAACAUCAGCUAUAUUAAAGUCAAAGAUUGGAUUGAAGCCUCUGAACCAAACUCAACCUCCAUUGUGAUGGUGACCACUGAGCUUGGAGAUAAGAGUGGCCCACUUCUGGUGCAAAGUGUUGUAGGUGUUGAUGCAGUCACGACGUAUGCAGAGAAAAGCAUGGUUGUCCACCCAUUUCAUCACUGGGCCAACACCGCAAAAACAAAACAUGUCGGUGGAGGCAUCAGUGAUAUAUCCAAACUGACCACAACUAGGCAACAUGCUGAAGGCCAUGUUAGAGUCGACCAUGAACUCGUUGUUGUCAUUCAGCCGUAUAACAGUGCCUGGCAAUUGGGAAGGAUGUAG